GCCCGGCCUGACAGAGUGUUUUGUUUUAUGAUGUCUAUAGCCUGAAAGGGGGGAAAAAGAAGCCAGUAAAGAAGGAGAAGGUGUCAAUUCUGGCUGGGACCUAAAAUAUAGAUGCUUUGGGCAUGAGAAAGGAGGGACACCCUUUUCCCAGGCAAGCAAAGUUGAUGAGGGUUGGACUGUCCACAGAUAAUGGUGGUGAAAUUAUCUGCUGAGAGAAACAGUGGUUGCAGGAGUUUCCAGGAAGUGCUUAAAGUCAUUCAUUCAUUCUUUUGUUCAUUUAACAAAUUUUGAGUACUUGCUGUGCUGUCGAAAACAGGAGGAGGAGCUGACCAGAGACUUGUAGGAGGAUGACCAAGUGCCACUGAAGGCUUGCUGAAGACCCCAAGCAAUCAGCUUCCCUUCCUUAACCAGACCUCAAGUCCAGUGCCUCAAGGGAUAAAGCUAGUUGUGGGAAGGAAAGGCAAAGGGGCAGACUCUGUCUUGUGGCUGCUAAUGGCUGAGGGAGCUGCCACCCCAGUUGGAGGUCUGCUUAGGGUCAUCCUCUGUCCAGGCUCCGCACCCCCUGGGACAGUUUCUGGAGCUGUCCCUCCUUGCCUAGACCCUGGCUGGCUCCUAUUCAUCACUCUAACUCUAGUGAUGCUCCUUCCAAGAAGCCUUCCAUAGUCCCCAGUCCUCCUUUCCAGUCCUGGUAGGUGGCCCUUGUCCUGUGCUACCAUUUCCCUGUCAGCAUCUGCAUCACAUUACUGUCGUGUCCCUCUCCCUUCCCCUCACCGCCCCACCCCCUGCAACCCCUUAAGAGCAGGGACUGUUGUUUAAUCUCUGCACCUCCAGGAUGCAGCGAGGGCCUGACAUAUGGAGCUUCUCGGGGUAUGUUUGGUGAAUAAAUGGCACAGGGAGGGGGCUGCUGCCACCACUGCCACUCUGUGCUCUCUCAGAUGUAAACAGGUUACCCAGCUGGGAGAGAGGACAUCUGCUGGCUGGUGUGGCGUCCAGCACUGAUGUGUCUACCUUCUCUGAAGGUGACUGCAAGGAGCCUGACAAGUGCUGCUGGAAACACAAGCAGUGCACUGGGCACAUCAUCUACCCUUUCGCCUCUGACUGUGUCCGCCACAGCCUGCACCUACACUCUGUCAACCACUGCAACUGUAAUUCUAGCUUUGAAUUGGUGCUGCCAGCCCAGUCCCAGCUCUGCACACCUUGCUCUGCUCUAAGAGAAAUGGGGAGGAGGUCUGUUGGCGGCCUGAGACAGGCCCAGCGGAAGCCCACUGUCCCUCAGGCUUCUGGCUCUGGGUCCCUGGGGGAGUGAUGGGAGCCAGGCUGAGAGUCCCAUGUGUGGCAGGCUGAAGGACUGUUCAGAGGAUAGCAGCAGCUCCCGGGGCGCAGGCCCAACCUGCUCCCAUGUCAUCGAGUCCCCCUGCUUUGAGCUCACACCGGAGGAGGAGCAUGUGGAUCGAUUCUGGUAUGGCUGGUGCAAAAGCUACAGACCUGUCUCUGUGGCAGUGAUCCACCAUCCCCUCUACCAUGAGUGUGGGGCAGAUGAUCUAAAUGAAGAAGAGGAAGAGGAGAAGGAGGAAAGCAAGCCCCCCAUCCCAACGCAGGUGGGGCCCGCCACUGCCUCCCCUGACCUAGGUACCAGCAUGGCCACUGGUACCCCUGACUCUGCAGCGCCCAUCACCAUCUGGCGCUCUGAGAGCCCCACAGGGAAGGGUCAGGGCAGCAAGGUGAUCAAGAAGGUAAAGAAGAAAAAGGAAAAAGAGAAAGACAAGGAGGAGGAGAUGGAUGAGAAGGCAAAGCUGAAGAAAAAAGCCAAGAAAGGCCAGUUGACUAAGAAGAAAAGCCCGCUUAAAUUGGAGCCUUCCCCGCCAGACGCGAGCCGAUCAUUAAGUCCAAGACAGCUGGCCAGGAUGUCCGAGUCCAGCCCAGAAAGCCGGGAAGAGCUGGAGAGCGAGGACAGUUACAAUGGCUGGGGGCAGGGAGAACUGUCCAGCCAGGAUAUUGUGGAAUCAUCAUCGCCCAGGAAGAGAGAGAAGAACACAGUCCAGGCCAAAAAGACAGGGGCAAAGCACUCACAAGCCAGGAAAGUAAACAAGAGAAAAUAUCCCCCAGGAUCAAACCCCAACCUCAGUUGAGGCCACGGUGGUCGGGGUGCAGAAUAAAUGCCCUCGAGCCUGUGGCUGGCCCUCUGCUGCUGUUCUCUCCCUCCAACUUGGCUGUUUCUUGCAGGGCAAGGGGUGGGCUCAGGGCUGCAGGGGUUUCUCAAAGGCAAUCCAGCUUUCACAAAGGAAGCCCAUGGGAAGGCAGGUGGGAGGGAAAGGAAGGGGCACAGCCCUAUUUCUUCCUACCUGCUAGGACAAGGUGGAAGAGUGCAUCUGGGGUGGGAAGGAGGGCUUCCCCUCUCUGCUAGGAGAGACCAGUCUGUGUGAAAUCCACUUCUGGGACAGGCAGUACUGUCUGCAGUGAUACCCCCAAUAAACAGAACUUUUUAACCCA
Nomascus leucogenys (northern white-cheeked gibbon) is the source of this 2490-nucleotide messenger RNA. It is a transcript of the gene PROCA1, whose product is annotated as protein interacting with cyclin A1. The transcript is spliced from 4 exons. NCBI's taxonomy places the organism in Eukaryota, Metazoa, Chordata, Mammalia, Primates, Hylobatidae. The record is from RefSeq and is a predicted model, not a curated record. Gene Ontology annotation, biological process: arachidonate secretion; phospholipid metabolic process. Gene Ontology annotation, molecular function: A2-type glycerophospholipase activity. Bases 1329 to 2129 code for a protein of 266 amino acids.